AUGGAGCUAUCACAAAAACUCCGUUGGGACCAAUUCGUGCUUUUGGCAGCAGCGCUUAUGUCACCUGCAUUAACGGUGCUGUGUAACGACAUACUCGGCCUCAAGGGGGCAGGAGAUCCAGUGUUGACACCUAACUCGGUGUGUCUGCGGCUGGCCGGGCUCAGCAAGCGCCAGAUGCGGAUGUGCGUCCGCAGCCCCGACGUGACGGCCUCCGCCCUGCAGGGCAUCCAGGUGGCGGUCCACGAGUGCCAGCACCAGCUCCGCGAGCACCGGUGGAACUGCUCCUCGCUGGAGGGCCACGGGAAGCUUCCCCACCAGAGCGCCAUCCUCAACAGGGGUUUCCGCGAGAGCGCCUUCUCCCUGUCCCUGCUGGCGGCCGGGGUGGCCCACUCCGUGUCCUCGGCCUGCAGCAUGGGCAAGCUGCAGGGCUGCGGCUGCGAGGCCAAGCGCCGGCUGGACGACGACAAGAUCCGCAUGAAGCUCACCCAGCUGCAGCUGCGCACGCUGCAGAAGGGCGGGGGGCUGGCGCGCCCCCCCGCCGGCCCGCACCCCGCCGGCCCCUCCGUCCUGCUGAGGCCCCCGCCCGACCAGGGGAGCUCCGUGCAGGAGACCUGGGAGUGGGGCGGCUGCAGCCACGACACCCGCUUCGGGGAGCGCUUCUCCCGGGACUGGCUGGACUCGCGGGGGUCGCCCCGGGACAUCCACGCCCGGAUGAGGAUCCACAACAACAGGGUGGGGCGGCAGAUCGUGACAGACAACACCAAGAGAAAGUGCAAGUGCCACGGCACGUCGGGCAGUUGCCAGUUCAAGACCUGCUGGCACGUGUCCCCCGAGUUCAGGCUGGUCGGGGCGCUGCUCAAGGAGAAGUUCCUCGUGGCCAUCUUUGUCAACUCGCAGAACAAGAACAACGGCGUCUUCAACCCCCGAGGAGGAGGAGGAGGAGGAGGAGGAGGAGGAGGAGGAGGAGGUGCACGCCGCCGCGGCAGUGUAUCCCGGGAGCUGGUGUACUUUGAGAAGUCGCCAGACUUCUGUGAGCAGGAGCCUUCGCUGGACUCGCUGGGCACUCAGGGCCGCAUCUGCAACAAGACCAGCCGCAGCAUGGACAGCUGCGGGGCGCUGUGCUGCGGCCGGGGACACAACAUCCUGAAGGAGACGCGCAGCGAGCGCUGCCACUGCCGCUUCCACUGGUGCUGCUACGUGCUGUGCGAGGAGUGCCGCGUCACCGAGUGGGUCAACGUCUGCAAGUAG
Gadus chalcogrammus (walleye pollock) is the source of this 1248-nucleotide messenger RNA. RefSeq names its product wingless-type MMTV integration site family, member 10b (gene wnt10b). NCBI's taxonomy places the organism in Eukaryota, Metazoa, Chordata, Actinopteri, Gadiformes, Gadidae. The transcript has 5 exons. Gene Ontology annotation, cellular component: extracellular region. Bases 1 to 1248 code for a protein of 415 amino acids. Gene Ontology annotation, biological process: canonical Wnt signaling pathway; multicellular organism development; cell fate commitment. The record is from RefSeq and is a predicted model, not a curated record. Gene Ontology annotation, molecular function: frizzled binding; cytokine activity.